This is a messenger RNA of Acanthopagrus latus (yellowfin seabream), 1031 nucleotides long. Its product is annotated as phosphatidylethanolamine-binding protein 4. Bases 1 to 720 code for a protein of 239 amino acids. The record is from RefSeq and is a predicted model, not a curated record. The transcript is spliced from 8 exons. Lineage: Eukaryota; Metazoa; Chordata; Actinopteri; Spariformes; Sparidae.
AUGUGCAGUUUGGAAGAAGAAGAGGAAGAGGAAGAGGAGGAGGAAGAAGAAGAAACCUGCUGCCAAACAGAAAAGAGAUGGUACUAUCAAUUACAUACAAAUGAAUAUAGCUGCCGCACGAAGACUGCGGCUGUGCUGGCACCUGUUCUGGUGUUAUGUGCUUUUGUUUUGGGGUUUUACAAUGUGGAAGCAAAAUCGGACACCCUGAGCUCUCUGGAUUCUUCUUUUUGUUAUGGUGAACUUCAGGUGAUCUAUCCAGGACUGGACAUUGACAAAUGCCUGGUGAUUCCAAAAAAUCAGAAUCUCCGAGAAAAAGUCUCCACAGUUUGGAAAGCUCCUCAGGUUUACUACUCUGGAGCUCAAAAGAAAAAGAUGUAUGUUCUGGUGUUGGCUGACCCUGAUGCUCCGAGCCGUACUAAACCAACAUCUGCUUACUGGAGGCACUGGCUGGUCGUGGAUAUAAAGGGAGAUGGACUCAAGAAAGGCGAGAUACAAGGGAGGACCCUCACUGACUAUACUCCUCCAACCCCACCACAGAAGUCUGGUUUUCACCGCUACCAGUUCAUGUUGUUUGAACAGCCUCCAGACACACCAGUGUCACUCACCGAGCCGGAGAAGUUGUCCCGCGGUAAAUGGGAUCUUCAGGCCUUCAUCACAAGGUUUCAUCUGGGAGAGCCUGUGGCCACCCUGCAGUUUCUCACCCAAAACUACAAAGACUGAAGAUGCUCAGAUGCCUGAAAUAUAUCAAUACAAUCAUAGUAAACAAGAUGUUUCCCCACUUUUCUCUGUAUUAAAAGGCAUCAGUUCUUCAAAGCUUGCAACAGGUCUGCCCUCUUUGCCUCUAUCUUAUCGCUGAGUUCGAGAGAGAUUUCCUCUUUGUGUUACAACCGCUGCUGGGUUUUGAUGUUGCCCUGGAUAUCUGUAAUGUGGUCUGCAGCGAAGGAUUUGGGAGAUAGAUUUUGACCUCACGGGGGAUUUCUUAUUAGUUUCCGAACUCUCUCGGCAAGAGAAGGAAGACGGCCUGAUAUCAC